This is a messenger RNA of Drosophila kikkawai, 5942 nucleotides long. RefSeq names its product Spc105-related (gene Spc105R). The record is from RefSeq and is a predicted model, not a curated record. Lineage: Eukaryota; Metazoa; Arthropoda; Insecta; Diptera; Drosophilidae.
CAGGCAUUCACACAAAGGUGGCGGCGUCGUUUUUUAAACGAAAACAACAUUUAACAGCAUAAAAACAUGUAUAAAACCAAUCGCAGGAGUUCCCUGCGGAAGGCGCCAAGCAAUGAGGAGGAAACAAACACGACGGCGAUGCGGAUCAAGCGCCGCAUCAGCUUCAGUGGAAAGAAGUCCGUGAGGGAAUUCGUGAACACGGAGGAGCCCAAGAACUGGAACCACUCGUACGAGGUGUCCGAUCACCUCGGUGCUGAGGACAGCUCGGGAUCGAAAUCGAAAUCGAGCACACAAGCGGCAAGGGGUGAGGAAAAGGAGAAUAUCCCGUUACCGGCAACCAGCGUCUGCGAACGCAGCCACAUCGAUAGCACGCUGAAUCUACAGACCAGCGUGGAUGUGACUCUUUUGCCCUGCGAAAUGUCAAGGAAAAACCACAUGACACUGGACGCGGACCGGGAUUCGCCGGCCCUUACGCAGGAGGAACGGCAGGGGCUUCAGGACACUCUCUACGGCCGUCGGAUUAUGGACAAGACCCUUGAUCUAAUGUCAGGCUCUUUGGUAGCCAGAUUUCAAAAGUCCGUUCUCCACAAUGCAAGUGUCGGGGAGCUGGCACCCAUCAGCGAAACGGAGAGAAGCAUACAUACCACACCUAAUUGUAUGAGUGACUCCUUUAUGGACAUCACGCCACUUGGUCCUACUCUCGCCGUGCCUGCGCCUCAGCAUCCCGUACAACAGAGUAAGAGGCAACUGGAACCCGAGGACAUUGAGCUAGAAAUGUUUGAUGCUCAGCAGAAUUUGAUGGCCAACGAUAAGGAGAACAUCUGUCCGGCACAGAAGUCACAUUUCAUGGAGCUGGAGGCGGGGGAAACCGAAAAGCCCGUCAAGAACAAGACCCAACAUGAAGUCGUGGAUAUAUCCUUUUCUUGUUCAUUGAAUGUUUCCUCGGACAGGAACCUCAAACCACAAGCCAAUAUAUCCUUCGAGAGCGCCAGCAGCGCCAAUAGCACCAUCAACUAUACGGACGAUUCCCCGCUAAUACCCCUCGACAUGAUAUCGGGUAAGCGUAUCAGCAAGAAAAUCAACUUGCGUCAACUAAACGACGGGUUGGAAGCGGGCCAGAUUCAGGUCUUUCCAAAUGGUCCCAAGACACCCACAACGGAUCGCAAGGCCCAGAAGAAACGUUACUAUCAAGGCCUGUGCCUGGAGGAAAUGGAAACGGAUGAGGGGUGUCCCACGCGGGACAUAAAGAGCAGCAUCAAGCCACGGGGAAUGCUGAAUUUUAGCGAAUGCAUGGCUAUAUCCCCGCCACCUGUAGCUCCCGUUCAAAAGGAGUUUAAGGAUAAACCAAAUGAUAAAGAGAAGGAUAAGGAUAACAAGCGUAAAUAUAGAUUCUCCCAGGCGGAUGAGAUGAUGCUGGAUAACACAAACUUCUUGGCUCACGCCCGACUUGGGGAUGAAACGCAGUCCAGAAAUACUUCCAAAAACUCGACGCGAAGGGAGACCACCUACGACUAUUCUGAAUUGGAUAUAGAACGACCAGUAAGCAGGCAGGCAGACCUUCAUCAUCCCAUGCCCAGCUUUAAGCCUCGGCAAACUAUUCAUCAGACUGAAGAAAUAGAGGCGGGUCAAUCAGCAAUUCCUGCCGUGAAAACCACAGCUCCUCCACCUCGACGCACUAUUCAUCAGACAGAAGAAAUGGAGGAGGAUACAUCAAUAUCAUUCUCCACGAUUCCUGCCAUGAAAACUACAGCUCAUCCUCCACCUCGACGCACUAUUCAUCAGCCUGAAGAAAUGGAGGAGGAUCUGUCAAUGGCAUUCUCUGCCAAUUCUGUCGUAAAAACCACAACUCCUCCUCCGUCUCGACUCACCAGUCAUCAGCCUAAAAAAAUGGACGAAGAUCAGUCAAUAGCAUUCCCUGCGAUUCCUGCUGGGAAAACUACAACUGAUCCUCCACCUCGACGCACUAUUCAUCAGCCUGAAGAAAUGGAGGAGGAUUUGUCAAUAGCAUUCCCUGAGAUUCCUGCAGUGAAAGCUACAACUCAUCCUCCACCUCGACGCACUAUUCGUCAGCAUGAAGAAAUGGAGGAGGAUCUGUCAAUAGCAUUCUCUGCGAAUUCUGUCGUAAAAACCACAGCUCCCCCGUCUCGACUCACCAGUCAUCAGCCUAAAAAAAUGGACGAGGAUCAGUCAAUAGCAUUCCCUGCGAUUCCUGCUGGGAAAACUACAACUCAUCCUCCACCUCGACGCACUAUUCAUCAGCAUGAGGAAAUGGAGGAGGAUUUGUCAAUAGCAUUCCCUGCGAUUCCUGCAGUGAAAGCUACAACUCAUCCUCCACCUCGACGCACUAUUCAUCAGCCUGAAGAAAUGGAAGAGUCACUAUCAUUCCCUGCAAUGACUGCCGUGAAAGCCACAGCUCCCCCUCCGCUUCGACGGACUUUGUAUCUAAAUGAAUCCCUGGAUCAGGAGGUCACAGAUAGAGCGAAAGAUGCCAGGGAAAAGGCCACAGCUCCAGCUUAUGCAACCAUAAAAACUAAACGCCGGGAAACUCUCUUAAUGCAGGUGAGCAUGGAAGAGGAGAUCAUCUAUCCCGCCACGGAACUACACUCUGUUUCUGUGGAAAAGAUAAAUGCCCAACCGAGGAACACACUUCAUGUGGCAGAGGAACUGAAAAAUGAAAUUAUAGUAAACCCAGGCCAGGAACUACCAUCAAAAGCAAGGAAAAAUGUUUUGUUAGACGAACCUAUGGAGGAGGAGAUUGUCUUUAGCCUGAAAGAUCCACCAGAUGACCUCCAGAUGGCUACCAAGUCAAGGCAAACACCUACAAUGGAACAAGAGCAAAUGCAACCUUAUUCCAAGGAGGAAUCAACUAUAUAUCCCUUGCAUAAAUCCAGAACUAUAACCAGGUCGGAAGCCAUAGAAGAGGAUGAGAGCAUUCUGCAGCCAAGGGAACCAUCACUUCAAAAGUACAAAACUUUAGCGGCACCUCGUCGGCCAAACACUAGGCACACUCUCCUAAUGGCUGAGCCCUUGGGGGAAGAUCAAACUCUUUCAAUGGCUGAGCCUUUGGAGAAAGAUCAUAUAGCUUCGUUUAAUUCAAAUAUUCCCAUACGAGAGUCGUCACGUUCAAAGGCUAGAAAUACUAUUCUAAUGGCAGAGCCGAUCCUGGAGGAUUUGGGUUGCAAUUCAACAGAAAGAAAGCCUGAAUCAAUGGAGAGCCAGAUAUCUGGGCAGGAUAUGGUUAAGGAAAUUGAAAAACCUGAAGAAAUAGAGCAGGACAUGGACUUGGAAAGUCCAACCAGCAGCAGGUUUCUAGAGCAGCAUCCAGAGCCCUCAAAACCUAGAAAAACUAUUUUACAACCAGAACCCAUCGAGGAGGAUGAGAUUGUUCCACAUUUAAGGCAGCAAUCGCGGCCAAAGGAACCCAUUAAAGAGCAGCUGCGCUCGCAUGAAGAGCCAAAAACUGUGUACCAGUCCUUUAAGCCUAGAAAAACAAUCAUAAAAUCGGAACCCAUAGAGGAGGAUGAGAUUGUUUCACAUAAGCUUCCAUCCUACUUAGGGGAACCCAUUGAAGGGGAUCUGCGCUCGCAUGAAAGAGAGCCAACUAAUAUGUACCAGUCCUUAAAGCCUAGAAAAACCAUCGCAAAUUCAGAACCCAUUGAAGAAACCCAAACCCUACAAGAGCAUAAUGAGACCUCCUCGUUGCAAUAUCGAGUGCAAAAAUUGAGACAAACUCUUGUCAAGGCUGAGCCAAUCGAGGAAGAUCCACCAUCCACCUACCAACUCCCCCCUCCACGUUUAAAGUCCAGAAAUACUAUUCUAGUGUCAGAGGAAAUUAUUGAGGAUUUGAGUUUCAAAUCAAUAAAUAAGCCUGAAUCCUUGGACUACCAAAGCCCUCAGGAGGCCAUGUUGAAGCCAAAUCCCCAGGUAAUCACUCCCAAGCCCAAUUCCAGGCUGACAUCGAUAUACAAAAUGAUGGCUACCAUUACGCCUGGCAUGUCGCUAUGCGAAUUCGAGGAUGAGGAGAAGAUGAGCGGGAUACCACAGGGUUUGGGGACACCGGUAAGCCAGGUAAAUCAAAAGCGACUGCCAAAACAUCUUACACCCAAUCUGCCAAAGUCGAAGAAGCGACACACCCAGCUCUUUGCCGAUAGUCAAAUGGAAAUGGAGAUUGACAUGGAGGAUGGUACGCUGGAGGGGGAGGCGCAUAAGUUCCUUCCGAGCUUCAGGAUCGAUAAGUUCGAUGAGACGGUGCAGCCGGUGAGGGAUUAUCACGCUAGACCGACUCAGUUGGGUCAAGUGAGCUCCCUAGAUGAUGUCCUGCAGUUUCCGCAGCCAUCGGAGCUGGAGGAAAAGCCAAUCACCAUCUCGGAUGUGACCAACUACUUUCUGAAGGAGAAGCAGGAGGAGCAGCGCAAGUCCAGUGACAGAGAAAGUGGCUCCUCCAAUGAUCGAACCUUCAAAAGCUAUGCCGUUGCCACUACCAAGUUUAUGAAUCUCUCCGGCGACACCACCAUUUUUGCCGGUGCCAUAGAUGUGGAUAAGGAGGAGGAGGAGGAGGGCGACGAGAUGGAACCACAAAACCAGAUAGACAACGAGCAGAUAAGUCUGGUUUCCACGCUGGCCGAGGAAACCGCCGAAAACGAACAGUUCGAGGAGCCAGAGCACCAGCCCCCCGACCUCUGCCAGGACCAAAAAACUCCACUUGUUAUUGCCGGAAGCAGUGCCUCGUGCAGAAAGUGCAGGAACUGCAAUCUUUCCUUGAGCGAGACUAGGCGAAGCAGCGAUUCCUUUGUGCUGCCUCAACUGAGUCUCUUCAACUUCACCAAAGACCGUGAACGACUGCGCCGGCAGCGGCUGAAGCCAACUUUUGAUGAAAUGCAAAUGCACUGGCAGAUCAAGAGUCAGGAAACGGAAAUGAACGAGUCCUUGGACGAGACGAAAGCGGAGGAGAGGCUUUUCCAUUGGGACAAAGUAAAGCUAAUGCAAAAGAUCAAGAGCUCAAGAUCAAAAUUGCAAAGAAAUCGAGACAAAGCUCCUGCCAAGUCGAGAGAGUCCUUCUUCGAUCGCCUGGAUCGCUUGCUUGCCGACCAGCAGCCCAACUGGAUCUUCGACUUCCAGCUAAAGGUAUCCCGGCAAUUGAUAUUCUACCACCGCCUGCUGACGACAUUUCGCAUUGUGGUCAAAUACAACGUGCUGGACGAGCAGGACGAGUCGACCAUACGCGUGUGCUCCGUUGCGGAGGACAAGGCGGCGGCUGGCGUUCCUCUCGAGCGAUGGACAUCAUUCGAGCACUACCUACACUUUCAGCUCAGUCUCAAGAUGCCGUCGAAUCUCGCCGAUGCACUUGGGGGUAGUAGCGAGGAGUGUUUCCUAAAGUUUCUCCAACGCAUCGAUCAGAUUGUUGUGGGGAUCAAGCGAACGUUUCACAAACUGAUGACAGUACUCACGGCGACGAACUCCAGGCUUUUGAGGCAAUCAAAUCGCAUCUUUGUAAGAAAGACCGUGCGUAAAUGUAUCGAGGACGAACCUCUUGUUCGCUUUGAACGGACCAAUUUCGACGUCCAAAUAGCCAAUGUCGAGGAGAUUUGCUUUAGUGACGUCCUGCAGCCGGAACUGUAUCUGUUCAAUGAAAACCUUCAGUUUUUGCCAAAAGGAAUUGCUUUUCUUGAAGCUUUUCUGCCCAAUCCAGAGCAAUAUCUUAACACUUCGACUUAGGCGUUUGGGUUGUUUGUUGUUUUUAAUUUCAUGUUUUAAUUUUAAUUUAUUUAAUCUAUAAAUGGUCUAUAAAAUAUAAAUGAAAACCAUUAGUAUUAAAAAAAACAAAGCUUGUUUAUAUGAUCAUUUCUUCGUAAACUGCGUAUUUACGUUUUUUGUAAAUUUUGGACUUGUAAACAUAAAAUAAAAGACUUAACAAAUAAAAAACAUGUAAUAUGUGUAUGGAA